CACAACUUAGAGGCGUGUGUUGGGGCAGUAGCCCACUCAACUAUGUGAUAUAUAAGUGAGAGUCCUGUGAAGGUUCUUUAUAGGUGCGUUUUGUUAUCGUCAGCGAAACAGUCUUGUCUUCUACAACGUUUUCUGAAUUUUAACCCAUUUCUUCAGUGCCAAAAAUACAGAAGAAAGCAAAAUGGCAAAUGGACAGCAAAUAACAAAGCUCAAUGUCUCCACCUCUAAGGACGAAGAGGAAAUACUCGGAGCUCAAGGUUAUCAGUUCAUCAAUGUUAACCUAAAUCAAGGUGCUGGUGGGAAUCAGGUCCUUCUUUGGUACAAGAAGGAGCGUGGCAACAGACCUGUGACCAGGAUCCAGUUUUCAUUUAAGGACAACAUGAAAUCUGGUCUGGCUGAUGCUGGCUAUGAGCUGGUCAACAAAGAUCUGAAUGCAGGAGUUCGUGGAAAUCACAUCUUUCUGUGGUACUUCUACGGCAGCACUGAAUUUGAUAUUCCUAUUGUGAACCUCCAGCUAACUGCAGACGCCAAAGAAGAGCCUGCUCUUCUGCAAGAUGGCUGGGAGAGACUGGGCUGUGAUUUGAACCGUAAUGCAGGAGGAAACUUCAUCUACCUGUGGGUGAAGAGAGAGAAGCUGAGCUAUAUCUGUGAGAUCACAGCAUCAGUUGACUUCGAUUCUGACAAGCACCUGUUUGAGCUGGGCUACACCCGUGUGGAUGAAGACACCAAUCGAGGCGUUCAUGGAAACAACGUCUUCCUCUGGUAUCGGUGCACAACAGACAAGCACAAAGCUCUUACUGCUUUAAACAUAUCCACCUCCCUCCAGGAGGAAGCUAAGCUGCAGGCUGAAGGCUUUAAAAAGCUCAGCGUUAAUCUCAAUAAAGGAACGAGUGGAAAAGAUGUCUACGCAUGGCACAAGAAGGAAGGACGUGAAUCGCAGAUCCAAGCCAUGCUUCUGCUGAUCAACUCCAAGGCCUGGAAUGAAUAUCAGAAAGCUGGCAUCAACUUUGUCGAGAAAAACCUGAACGAUGGCAACAACGGCUGGAAAAUAUACCUAGCCUACAAGUAAAAACAUGGGAUCAUGCUGCCAUCACAGGAUCUUUUUUAGUUAUCUAACUGGGAGCACUAUAUGGCAACUAUAUUGUUUCAAUUGUUUCUAAUGUACGACUUUAUUGUCGCUCUUUAAAGCCUAUUGUGACUGUGGCUAUUGCAGUACACUCAACCACACACACUGUAUUUGGUAUUUGUGUUAAUGUUAUAAUGCAUUAUGAAAUAAA
This is a messenger RNA of Labeo rohita (rohu), 1277 nucleotides long. RefSeq lists its product as uncharacterized. The record is from RefSeq and is a predicted model, not a curated record. The coding region runs from base 182 to 1069 and encodes 295 amino acids. Lineage: Eukaryota; Metazoa; Chordata; Actinopteri; Cypriniformes; Cyprinidae. The transcript has 2 exons.